CCACUCCACUCGCAGUCACGCACGCUCCCCAUUCCCCCUCACAAACCCUAGCGCCGGAGAGCAGCAGCACCCGGCGCCGCCAGCCGGGGAGGAGCCGAUGCCGCCAGGAGGAGGAGGAGGUGGAGGCGAGCAUGGCUCUACCGUCCGCCGCGGCGACGACGACGCUCCGUCUGAUUCUACGCCGCCGCUCCCCGCCAUUGUCCCGGUGGCUUCCGAGGAUGCGAAGAAGAAGCAGCGGGUGGAGGAGCAGCGGACCGCGCCGAGCCUCCCCGAGGGCGCCAUCGUUGAGAUCCUUUCACGAGUGCCCUACAGGUCCCUCUGCCGCUUCAAGUGCGUGUCCAAGCCAUGGCUCGCCCUCUGCUCCGCCCCGGACAUCCGCAAGAGGUCGCCACAGACCCUCUCCGGCUUCUUCUACCAUGAUGAAGGCGAUGCUCUCAGAUUCUGCAACUUGAAUGGGAGAGGUCCGCCUCUGGUCGACCCAUCUCUCCCUUUCUUGCGCAAAACGUACCGCCACAUUUCUGUCCGACAGGUCUGCGCCGGCCUUCUCCUCUGCAGCUGCUCCAAUUCUUCGCGAGACCAAAGCUUCUGGAACUGGAAUUCUUCGCUAGACGAAAGCUGUUAUGUUGUCUGCAAUCCUGCCACAGAGGAGUGGACUGUGCUGCCUCCUGUUGGAUAUCCAGAAGGCGAUCCAAUCCCUUUCCUAGGUUUCGAUGCUGCUGUUCCAUCCCGCUUUGUGGUGUUUGCGCCCCGGCCCAAUACGUUUAGUGUCGACGGUUCUGCACAAGUGGCAAUCUACUCGUCAGAAACUGGACGGUGGACUCAUCUGCAAAGUGGGUGGUCAACGGAUCCUCUCAUUAGUCAUGGUAGGUACACACAGGUCUUCCUGAAUGGCACAAUCCAUUUGCGUAGCAUUGGUCAUAGAAUAGCCACAGUCGACGCUGAGGGGAAAGUUUGGAGGGUCAUUACAAUGCCAGGCGACUCGUCAAAAAUCUGUGAUGUUGGGCAGUCUCAAGGACGCUUGUAUGCAUGGAAGAUAGAUAAUUCUCAUGACUGCCAACUCUAUAUUUGGGUCCUUGAGGAUUAUGGUACUGGAAAGUGGACCCUACAACACACUAUUAAUGUUUUGGAGCUGUUCGGAAGGAAUCACCGCGAAGAUGGAGAUUCUUAUGCGAUGUUUGCAGUUCAUCCGGAUCGCAACAUGAUCUUUCUUACUGACGAGAAGAACAUGACAUUGUCGUAUGACAUAGAUAAUCUGAAAGUGACUGUUAUCUGCACUGAAGGAAUGAAGGGUCUGCCUUAUACUCCCUGUUUUGCGGAAUUGCCCUCAGCUGGUCAUUGAGAUUCACUGCAGCAUCACGUGUUCAGCAUAUGAGACAACACCUUUUGCGAAAAUUAGUGGUUGCUAUGGAUCUACUCUCCUAAUUUCGUGGCAUUGCGUAGAGAUGUCCGAACUCCUAUAUCUACAGUGUGGUGUUCCUAUCCUAUCUGUUGGUGUUCAGGUUCAUGCCUUUGUUGCUUUGAACAAUCUUUGUUAGCCAAGAUUUUGUAAGAGUAAUAAGUAGUUGUAUGAAUGAACCUAGUCCUUUAAUCUAUUUGCUGUCAUGUAGUACUAAAUUAUUGUGGCCACUCGUUAACUGUUGAUGUGGGAUGAUAAUAUAAGACACUCAGUGAGAGUACAUUAUCUA
Molecule: messenger RNA, 1685 nt
Organism: Aegilops tauschii subsp. strangulata
Lineage: Eukaryota; Viridiplantae; Streptophyta; Magnoliopsida; Poales; Poaceae
Molecular function (GO): protein binding
Source: RefSeq, a predicted model, not a curated record